Hibiscus syriacus is the source of this 530-nucleotide messenger RNA. Its product is annotated as indole-3-acetic acid-induced protein ARG7-like. Bases 59 to 511 code for a protein of 150 amino acids. The record is from RefSeq and is a predicted model, not a curated record. Gene Ontology annotation, biological process: response to auxin. The transcript has a single exon. NCBI's taxonomy places the organism in Eukaryota, Viridiplantae, Streptophyta, Magnoliopsida, Malvales, Malvaceae.
CCAAUAAGGAAUAGCAAAGCAAAGGAUUCAUUUUCCUUCUAAGAGUACCACCGGAAAAAUGUCGGCCGGACUUGGAAAAAGCAGCAAAAUCCGUCACAUUGUGAGGCUGCGAAAAAUGCUGCGGCGAUGGAGGAACAAAGCUCGCAUGUCGGCCAGCCGGAUCCCGUCCGAUGUCCCGGCGGGACACGUGGCUGUAUGUGUGGGGACGAGUUGCAGGAGAUUCGUCGUGCGCACGACAUACCUGAACCAUCCCAUCUUUAAGAAACUCCUUAUCCAAGCCGAGGAAGAGUACGGGUUCAGUAACCAAGGCCCAUUGGCGAUCCCCUGCGACGAGACCCUUUUCGAAGAAGUGAUCCGGGUUAUUUCCCGGUCGGAGUCGGGUCAUCCCGCCAAGUUCGUCAAAAUUGAGGACUUUAAAGGCAACUGCCACGUGGGAAUGGGGAGUAAGCUUCAUUUGUGGACCGAAUCUCGACCGUUACUUCAUGGGUUCGCUGAGAAAACAAUAUGGUGAAUAAAGAAACAGAAGAAAA